Varanus komodoensis (Komodo dragon) is the source of this 426-nucleotide messenger RNA. Its product is annotated as cytochrome P450 4B1-like. Gene Ontology annotation, molecular function: monooxygenase activity; oxidoreductase activity, acting on paired donors, with incorporation or reduction of molecular oxygen; iron ion binding. The record is from RefSeq and is a predicted model, not a curated record. The annotation marks the transcript as partial. The transcript is spliced from 4 exons. NCBI's taxonomy places the organism in Eukaryota, Metazoa, Chordata, Lepidosauria, Squamata, Varanidae.
GUCAAGUUCAAAAGAGGAAAGGCAAAUAGUCCUGCUUCCUCACGUUAUUUCUUUGAAAUGCCAUACAGGGACUUAUAUUUCCCUACAGAGUGGGAGAUGGAACUAACAGGCUCUAUAGUGGUAGUUGCUAUUCAUUGCGUUCAUAAAAACCCUAAUGUCUGGAAAGACCCUGAGGUGUUUGAUCCUACAAGAUUUGCAGCAGAGAAUGCAUCCCAGAGGCAUCCUUUUGCAUUUAUCCCUUUUGCAGCUGGAUCAAGGAAUUGCAUCGGACAGCAAUUUGCCAUGAAUGAGAUGAAAAUAGCUAUUGCAAUGACCCUGCUUCGCUUCGAAAUCCUUCCAGAUCCUGCAAAUCUUCCUAUUCCCAUCCCCCAGAUUGUCCUGAGGUCUGAGAAUGGGAUACAUCCUUUCCUAAAGAAACUCAGAUGA